GUCGAUACGUUGUCAAGAUUGGAGAUGUUCUCCAGGGCUUCUUUGGUCUUCGUCUACAACGUUGCCAUGUUUUUCAGAGCUAAAGCGUAUGAAGACAAAGCUGUCAUUAUGGAUGGGCCAGAGAACCCUACCAAGCUCAAGAAGGCCCUCCAAGCCAGGAAAGCAGACCAAGCAAACAAAGGAUCUCAGAAGAAUGCUGUUCAGGGCUCCUCGGCCUCCAAGGCCAUACAGGGAGCCACUGCUUCCAAUUUCAUAUCAGAGAAUGAUGUCUUCCUGAUGCCAUUGAAAGGAGAAAUGGCAGUGGUUGGCAUCGACAACUUUACCUUUGCGGAAAAGAGCAUUAUUUAUCUUCCCGAAGCAGAAAAGAUCAAGCUCACAGCAAAAGGAGACACGCUAGUCCUCACCAUAGAGGGCAGCAGACUGCUCAGCUUAUGCAACUCGUAUCCCGACAUACAAAUCAACGUGCCUCGGCCGGUUUUAUGAUUAUAAAAUUCUCUAAGUUAUUUAAUUCAGCAGAAUAUAUUUAUAUACUUAUAUAUUAUACAAUGAUGUUGUAAAUUGUACAAAGUAGCUUCUAAACUCCAUGUAUAACUGGGACAAACAAUCUGUAUAGUUUUUUAUUACUUUUAUCUCAUAUUUAAAAUUCCUGUAUUAUUAUUCCUGCAGAAUGCUUUCAAUUUUGUAUUUUUUUUAAUGAAAUAUAUAUGUAAGAAACUGGAAAAUGAAAUGGAAGUGUGCUAGUACAAUUUGCAUAAAAAAACAUAGAGAAGAAUCCCAGUUUGAAAAGCAGUAUACAAAAUUU
Strongylocentrotus purpuratus (purple sea urchin) is the source of this 802-nucleotide messenger RNA. RefSeq lists its product as uncharacterized. The record is from RefSeq and is a predicted model, not a curated record. Bases 25 to 483 code for a protein of 152 amino acids. NCBI's taxonomy places the organism in Eukaryota, Metazoa, Echinodermata, Echinoidea, Camarodonta, Strongylocentrotidae. The transcript is spliced from 4 exons.